CAUGCUAGAUGGAGCGGUUCGGGUUUCUCCUUUUCUCCUGCCUGGACCCUUCUUCUCCUCCAGAAGCCACAACGACCUGCAUCCGGACGCGGCGAGUCUUUAAAGGGGCCAGUCUCUAAAGGGGUCAGUAGUGGCGAUGCGGAAAACUUUGCUGUGGAAUUGGACCAAGUUCCUCGGCGUUGUAACAGUUCUGACAGUGUCCGCUCACGUCUUCCUGUCCUUAAGUAAACACUCAGCGGGACCCGACCCGCUUCCUGAGGAAGAAUACCGGCUCAUAUCCCCCCUCACGUACCAGUACCUUCUCAACCAGCCGGAUGUGUGCAGGGACAGAAGCCCCUUCCUGGUCCUCCUGGUGCCGGUCGCCCCCCAGGAGGCAGCAGCGAGGGACGCCGUCAGGAGAAGCUGGGGCUCCGCGGCGCGGGACGUCCUCACGCUGUUCUAUGCGGGGCUCCCGCCCUCCGGCCCGCAGUCCCGCCUCCAGCGGGCGCUGGUGGAGGAGAGCAAGCUGCAUGCAGACAUCAUCCAGAUGAACUUCAUGGAUAAUUACCAGAACUUGACUAUUAAGACCAUGAUGAUGAUGAAGUGGACAGCCACAUAUUGCUCCAGUGCCUCUUAUGCCAUGAAAGUUGAUGCUGAUAUAUUUGUGAAUGUUUACUACCUCAUCCAACGACUUAGGAGCUCCCCCAGGUUGGGCUUCAUCACUGGAUCUUUGAUCAGGGAUGGCACUCCCAGGAGGGACCCCCAGAGCAAGUGGUAUCUGGCAGAAGAGCAGUACCCUGAAAGCAGCUUUCCCCCCUACGUGUCUGGAGCUGGGUAUGUCUUCUCCACGGACCUGGCCAGCAGGAUCUCCUGGGCAUCCAGGUUUGUGCGGAUGAUCCAUCUGGAGGAUGCUUAUGUGGGCUUGUGUCUGCGCGUGCUGGGCGUCCGACCGGUGUACUCCUAUGACCUGUUCCUCAGGAACCUGUUUGAAAUCCAAAACCUGGCCUAUGACAGGUGCUCAUUUGCCAGGCUGGUCAUUGCCAAUGGGUUUCCACCACGCGAGCUGCUGCACGCUUGGCAGGACUUCGCUAAAGGCCACGCGAGCUGCUGACUGCAUGUAUUACGUGUUUCACUUUGAAUUUCAGUGGAAUAAGUUGCCUUCUGGAAAGAAUGAAAGUCAUUAGACACAUAAAGUUUGGUGUAUCAGGAAAAAUGUGUCUUGAAGGUGUGGACAGGUCAGAUUUAUGAAAUGUCACAUCUGAUUAAAAAAAAAAUCAGGUAGAAUUAUUGUGAUAUGUCACAGAAACAUAUUAAGCUAUUUUGGAAGUUUACACUGAAUAAUGAUGUCGUUUUUUAAAUAAGAACAUCCCUGAGUCAUUUGUGUGCUUCAUUUCAACUUUACUCAAGCGGAAGUUGUUUUCUUAAAACUGUUGGAUGAACAAAACAAAUCAUUUGAUGACCCUGUGUAAACCUUAAUGAAACAGGGGAAAAAAAGGUAAUUUAAUAGUUGAUUAGUAGAAUUAAGAGAUCGAAAAAAAAUCUCUCAUUUCAGUGAUUAAAUGUUAAGUUUAUCCAGCCUAAAUGAGAGUGUAUUGAAAUGACGGUGUCAAUGCCAUCAAAGAGUCCGUUUGUUUGGACUUGUUCACAUGUGCAGCAGUUGCCUAGUUGAUGUAUUUAUUUAAUUACUUUUUUUUUAGACAAAAAAAGAAAACACCCAGAUUUAAUAAUUUCAUGCUAUUUGCUAAUGUCUAUAGUGAUGCUCGAUCAUAGUAUAUGGAAGAUUCUGUGGUUUUUGAUUUAAAAGAAGAAACUUAAUGAUGUCCUCUUGACCUUUUACGGAAUUGUUAUAUGAACCAAACGUAAUGGAUUAAUUUAAAAGGCAAUCUAUAGUUGCAGAACUUUAACAGCGCUCACCUCCAAAUGAGACGGACUAAUGUUUCUCCUGAAGGAUGAAAUAAUUCUUAAGAAAAAAAUAGUUUUUUGCAUCAGAUAUUUAAAAUCAAUUCACUUGGGAUGAAACCAAAGACAGUAGAAUUAAAACUACUGUGAUAUGCGAGGAGAUGUACCAGUCAUGCAGUGGACAAUGUUUUCACCUUCACAGUGGCCUCCUGUGGUUCAAACCAAUAACUGCUGGUUUUACUUUUCUAACACUACAAAUGACAGUGGAGGGAAAUGUGAAAUUUGCUUUACGCAUUAUUUUCUUUAGUAAGUCUUUGUGCCUUUUCUGCUGCUGUUUAACCAAAGAGUCUUUCAAAUGUCCUUAUUCUAAGGUGGACAUGAGUCACAUAACGUGUGUUAUGUUACCACCGGUUGGUGGGUGUUACUUACUUUUCAGGACAUAGCAGUAAGUAGGCAAACAAUCUGAUUGGCAAGCACUUAAAAUUUAAAGUUAUCUUAACUCGAAUAACACCAAAACGAGCAGAGUUUGUACUGCAAAUAGUGCUAAAACCGUCUUUUGAAGCAAAGCCAUUUGGUACCGAUCAUAUAUUUUCUGUCAGUUUUACUGUCACAUUCAAAACAUACAUAUCACAUCCAAACUAGUCAUGGACUUAAAUCAUGAGACUAAAUUUGCUGAUGGACACAAAUGGUCCUUGUCCUUGUACAUAAAAACCUAUUCUUGCACGAGUUUCGUAAUAUCAAAUAUAAAUAUGAAUAAUCUACUAAGUGUAUUGCGCAAUUGUUUCAAAUAUUUCAUGCUUGAUUUAAUCAGUAAGCUGCUAUCACAUGAAGCUUCAGUACCAAAUCUUGUCAGAUGUGCCUUUUUGUUUUUUACUUAUAAAUGGUAACAGCUGGUGGCAGUAUGUACCAGAGCCUAAACAUGCAACGUCACUCUUAUGCAAAUAGAGAAUUUCCUUUGCGCAAAUAUUUUAAAAGGAUACUAAGUGAUUGUGUUUUUUUAGAAAUUUAGCUUUUGCCUUUUGUGCUUUAUACCGAAAUACCUCAGAUAUUGACAUCUUGUAUUUCUGUGUUUCUUCAUAAUAAUGUGCUUUCAUAAAUAAAAAGGGGCCAUGAAGAUAUUACUGAUGCCUAUAUUCACUAGCCUUUGCAGCUGCUCCACUAAGGAGUUUUAGUUUGACUUGCUGGAAUAAAUAGUGUCGCCGACCAGAUCAAAAUAAAGGAUUUGAAAAAGAAA
Molecule: messenger RNA, 3112 nt
Organism: Cololabis saira (Pacific saury)
Lineage: Eukaryota; Metazoa; Chordata; Actinopteri; Beloniformes; Belonidae
Gene: b3galt8
Product: beta-1,3-galactosyltransferase 8
Exons: 1
Coding region: 137-1090 (317 amino acids)
Cellular component (GO): membrane
Molecular function (GO): N-acetyl-beta-D-glucosaminide beta-(1,3)-galactosyltransferase activity
Source: RefSeq, a predicted model, not a curated record